CCCUGGCCCCACCCUGCCCCCACCCCCACCCCUGCUGCAGGUGCCAGGGCACCCUGGGGCCUCAGCCGCUAACGCCCUUUCUGAGCAGGACCUGAUCGGCCAGGACCUGAACUCUCGCUACCUGAAUGCCCAGGGUGGCCCUGAGGUGGUGGGGGCAGGGGGCUCGGCCCGGCCCCUGGCCUUCCAGUUCCACCAGCACAACCACCAGCACCAGCACACCCACCAGCACACCCACCAGCACUUCACCCCUUAUCCCCCAGGCCUGCUGCCACCCCACGGCCCCCACAUGUUUGAGAAAUAUCCAGGAAAGAUGGAAGGCCUUUUCCGACAUAAUCCGUACACGGCCUUCCCUCCCGCAGUGCCCGGGCUGCCUCCGGGCCUCCCGCCGGCUGUCUCCUUUGGCUCCCUGCAGGGGGCCUUCCAGCCCAAGAGCACGAACCCUGAGCUGCCACCACGACUGGGGCCGGUGCCGAGCGGGCUCUCCCAGAAGGGGACACAGAUCCCCGACCAUUUCCGGCAACCUUUGAGGAAACCAGGGAAGUGGUGUGCCAUGCACGUGCGUGUGGCUUACAUGAUCCUGAGACACCAGGAGAAAAUGAAGGGUGACUCCCACAAGCUUGACUUUCGGAACGACCUCCUGCCCUGCCUUCCGGGGCCCUAUGGGGCCCUGCCCCCUGGGCAGGAGCUCUCCCACCCGGCCUCCCUCUUCACUGCGACUGGUGCCGUCCACGCUGCAGCCAACCCUUUCACGGCAGCUCCCGGGGCCCACGGACCCUUCCUGAGCCCCAGCACCCACAUUGAUCCCUUUGGGCGUCCCACAAGCUUCGCCUCCUUGGCUGCCCUCUCCAACGGGGCCUUUGGAGGCCUGGGCAGCCCCACAUUCAACUCCGGCGCCGUCUUUGCCCAGAAAGAAAGCCCAGGGGCCCCACCAGCUUUCGCCUCCCCGCCGGACCCAUGGGGCCGCCUGCACCGCAGUCCUCUGGCCUUUCCUGCCUGGGUCCGGCCCCCUGAGGCCGCCCGGACUCCAGGCUCAGACAAGGAGCGGCCUGUGGAGCGGAGGGAGCCCUCCAUUACCAAGGAGGAGAAGGACAGGGACCUCCCCUUCUCACGGCCCCAGCUCCGAGUUUCUCCUGCUACUCCCAAGGCCCGGGCUGGCGAGGAGGGGCCUCGGCCAACCAAGGAAUCCGUGCGGGUAAAGGAAGAGCGGAAGGAGGAGGCUGCUGCUGCCGCCGCCGCCGCUGCCGCCGCCGCCGCCGCCGCCGCUGCCGCUGCAGCAGCCACUGGGCCCCAGGGCCUUCACCUGCUGUUUGAGAGGCCCCGGCCGCCCCCAUUUCUGGGCCCUAGCCCACCAGAUCGCUGUGCUGGCUUCCUGGAGCCAACCUGGUUGGCAGCACCCCCACGCCUGGCAAGGCCACCCCGCUUCUAUGAGGCGGGUGAGGAGCUAACUGGACCCGGGGCCGUGGCCGCUGCCCGCCUCUACGGUCUGGAACCUGCUCACCCCUUGCUCUACAGCCGCUUGGCUCCUCCACCGCCACCUGCUGCGGCCCCAGGCACCCCUCACCUUCUCAGCAAGACCCCACCAGGAGCCCUUUUGGGGGCACCACCUCCGCUUGUGCCCGCCCCCCGGCCCAGUUCCCCACCUAGGGGCCCCGGCCCAGCUCGGGCUGACAGGUGAGGGGAGGGGAGGGGUCGGGGCGAAGCUCCAUCUCCCGUUCCUUUAACCAGGUCCUAGGGCUGAGGUUUUAAGCCAGGGCUGGAGGGCAAAGGUCAUAACCUCACCAGCCACCUCUGAGGUCAUGGAACCUGGGAACAGAAGCCUCAACCCCCACGAGACCAAGCAUCACAUGGAGUGUAGGGUCACUGGGAGAGCAGAGGUCAGCCUCUAGAGAGGGAGAGGGGUGUGUGCAUGGGAGUGUGGCUCAUCUCGGGGGCCAUGGGGCCUCCUGAGGUGCACCUUUGCCCCUCUAAGGGCCUCUAGGCCCUGGGCCUGUCUCCCCAAGGGCUCACUAAGCCAGAGGCCAAAGUGCCCCCUCCCCUUCACCUACCACCCAAGUCCUCAUGCCCUCCGAGGGCUGGAGGAGGAGGGGCUUAAGGAAGGGGGGUUCCAUGUACAUAUUUAUCACCCCUUUCACAUAGCCCCAAGACCUUUUGUACAUUUUUACAGGGGUGCCCCUCCCAACAGUCCCCUUCCUGGUUAAUUAAAUCCUCAGACUGGUGCUGUGUUCCUAGCCUCUGGCCUCUCUGUGGGGAAGGGAGAUAGCAGGGGGAAGAGCCGGGAAGGGACUGUCAGGCUUCUCCCUGGGAAAGUGGGGCCAGCAGGAGAUGACCAACAGGGGGCGGGACCUGGGGACCUGGGCUGGAGGGAAGGGCAGAAGCUUCCUGCUUGGCUUACAGCCCUGGUUCCCCCAACAUGUUCCCAUUCACUCUGCCCCCACCCUCAAAGGCUCAGCCUCUAAAUCUCAGACUCCACCACUUCUUAAUGGCUCAGUCCCCCUUACCCCAUUUCCAAGUGCCCCCAGGACUCCUGGGCCCUGCUUCCCUGAACCCUGUUCUCCAAAACCCUGCCCCAGGCUAAGGGUGGCCAGAGAAGGUCACCAUGUACCACACACCAAAGAAGGGGGUCGGCCCAGGGGUGGGCGACACAGGCAGCUUCUUCGGCAGCCUCACGGCAGCAACCCCAGCCUUCCCAAAGCAGCAGGCGCCUCCAGGCUGGGGCCCAACCUAGAAGGCAGGGGUUAAUCUAACAAAACCCUAACGUUGACUUUUUUCCCCGGUGGGGCUUAUUCUGUAACAUGACUUGCGGAUAUUUAUAUAAAAAUGAGUGUUACAAUGAGA
Mandrillus leucophaeus (drill) is the source of this 2835-nucleotide messenger RNA. It is a transcript of the gene FBRS, whose product is annotated as fibrosin. Bases 287 to 1675 code for a protein of 462 amino acids. The record is from RefSeq and is a predicted model, not a curated record. The transcript is spliced from 12 exons. NCBI's taxonomy places the organism in Eukaryota, Metazoa, Chordata, Mammalia, Primates, Cercopithecidae.